Falco peregrinus (peregrine falcon) is the source of this 7582-nucleotide messenger RNA. It is a transcript of the gene SCTR, whose product is annotated as secretin receptor. Gene Ontology annotation, biological process: adenylate cyclase-modulating G protein-coupled receptor signaling pathway; brain development; cell surface receptor signaling pathway. Gene Ontology annotation, molecular function: secretin receptor activity; G protein-coupled peptide receptor activity; peptide hormone binding. NCBI's taxonomy places the organism in Eukaryota, Metazoa, Chordata, Aves, Falconiformes, Falconidae. Gene Ontology annotation, cellular component: plasma membrane. The record is from RefSeq and is a predicted model, not a curated record.
AAAAGUCUUUCAAGAUUGCAUGAACAAAUUCUGAUGUUUUAUUUCUGGUUUAGAUUACAGACCUGAAAGAAAUUGCAGCUGUGACAAAUGUAAAAUAGUUAUAUGUAGUAGGAAUAAAGGUAGGUGCAUGCAGCCAAGUGCAAUGCUACAUUAUUUAAUUAAACAAACAUGUAAUUUCAGGAUAUGUGAAUUCUUGGUAACUAUUCUCUGUAGUCUGCUGCUGCUCCGAGGUUUCACAGCCUGCUGCAAACUGUCCAGCUGCACUGACAUCUGCUGUGCUGCGAGUCAAGCAAUGAUUUGCACAGAUGAAAAUUUUCCAGGUUUUAUUUUGCAUCCAGCUUCCUUCAGACACUCAGCCUACACACGAAUAUAAUGGAAGGGUCACAAAAUACUAAGCUCUUCAUUCACACUGUUGGUAUUUAAGUCCAACAUCGUCUCUCUGAAAGUCUCGGGCAACCAUCGCCUAUUUCAGAAAAUGCUCCACAUUCGAAAGCACGUUCAGGAGCAAAGCUCCCUCAAUUGCACAAACACGAGCAAGAGCAGUGGCUUUCAGCGGAAGCUGUUACAAUAUGAAUGAAAUAAUAAAAUAUUCCUUCAUCCAAAGGAAGAGAGAGAAUGACUUGGCACCCCACUGAGAUGAUGAAGCAUUGCCAAUGUGGUUUCUUCAGACUACUGUAAUGAUAUUGUCUGGCUGCCUCUCAGACCCCCUUUUAACAAUUAAACAACAGUUUAACCCUCUGACCAAUUUCAACCAAACUCUGCAGGAAAGCAGAGCUCUUCAAGAAAUGGAAAUUACUACAAGUUUAGUGUGGACAGGGGCAACAAAGACUGAGCCGUUUGCCCAUUGCAAGGGCAAGUGUUGUGUGAGCGUGCUAGCUGGGUAGUUAGCACACACAAACCGGGCAGCAGGGCAGGACAGACAUAGUGCGGGGUUAGAGCAAACACUGCCACUUGCCAGACUCCUGCUCUGGACAUGUGGGGAGAAAUGAGGGUGGUGUGUAGGGAAACAAAGAGCAUUGCAAUUAAAUGGUCCUAAGGAGCACAUAUAGAGAUGAGCUGGAGUUACUGUGGUCAGAGUUGGCACGGGAAAGGGCAGCUUUCACUAGGAAACCCGGAUUCCUUCAUGGUGCUACUCAGCAGAUGACUUGCUCAAUCCAAUGGCCAGAUUUUCAGUGCACAAGUAAUGAGCCAUAUGUUUUAUGGCCGUAGUCAUUGACUCUACUGGUAGAACUGGAGCACACCCUCAUUCUGGGCAGCACCGCAUCACAUGUGACCUGUCUGGGGUGAUGGGAAGUGGUAAAUUGGAAUAGGUAGUAAAAGAAGUUUUGACACAACCUGAGGACUACAGUGCUUUGAGAAAGAGCACUAGUGCAUCGUGUAAACUUCGGCACUUUUUUAAAGACAUAUUCAUUAUUGAGCCACAAGUGAACUUGGCAAGCAAGAGUUUAGAGUGCCUGCCUUGGCAGCUGGGAGCCCACAACCAGGGUAAGCACACAUCCCCUUUACAAUGGUUAUGCCACACAAACAAAACCUGGAAAAACAAAAGAGCGCUCUGCUGCCAGGGAAAGGGGGCUCCUGAGGAACUGCCUAUGGGGAACCCAGGACAGCUGGAAUCUGUAUCACACCAACAAGGUACACAGGGAUCCAAACGUGAUGACAUCUUGCAACCUAUAGCAUUGGGAAGAAAUGCAGACUGGUUGUUUCUCUGGAUGUUGGAUGUUGGAUGUUGGAUGAGAUAGUGAAGCCCCAGGAGCAUUCAGCAUUGCAAGGGGUGGGAAGAGCAGGUCCCCUGUUUGCCCUUUCUCUGGUACCUAUCCCAGACUCAAGGUUGCCUUCAGCUCUGGCAGCUGUGCUUGCCUGGGCUUGAUGGGAGGUGCGGGUAGCCGGCUUUCCUGCAGCAGGCUCUGCCAGCCUCCUGAUUUCUGGCUCUCUGGGAUGUGUGCUCCCUGCGGGAGGCAUGUGCAGAGCUGUGGAGAGCAGAGGCAGCGCAGGCAGCCUGAAUCGCAUUCCUCCAACUCUUGUUUCUCAGCAGGGCACUUAUUCCAGGACUCUGUUUCCCCCUGAUUGAUUGCCUCUGCCAUUGUGGGACUGACAUCUUACAUGAGAGUCCUGCUCAGUCCCUUAUCAUGGGAUCAUGAGGAAUGAUCAUUCCCCAGGACACCCAUUGAUAACAGUGAAUAAUAGUCAGGAGGGAAGGCAAACGAUAGUAGGACCAUGCUCAAGCGAGGUGCUGUUAUUCUUGGGACAGGAGGUUUCUGCAGAGGAGGAGGAGAGCUUGGAAGAUGGAGGGGGAUGGGAGGUGUCCUGUCAUUGCUGAUGCUCUCUAGGGCUCAGCAGCUGGAGAGAAACAUUGGCUAAGGAUGGUCAAAGCUGGGAAGGAAAAAAAGGAGGAGGGAAAGGGACGAAGUGAAAGGAGCUAGGAACCAAACUGGAGAGCAUAGACAGAUCAGUGACCUCUGAUGCAUGAGGGAUGAAAGAAACAGACUGUGAUUGACUAUGUGGACUGUCUGGGUGAUCAUCUUCUGGAUUUCAACUGUACUGAUCAGAGCUGUCCCACCUGUCUGUGACCUCCUGAGUGUCCUGAAAAAGGAGGAAGAAAACUGUGCUGAGACGCUUUCCCUGGAGGUGAAGAACGGAACAACUGAAAACUAUCUGCUCCUGAGCUCAGGCAGAUGUGUUGGAAUGUGGGAUAACAUGAGCUGCUGGCCUUCAUCUGCCGUGGGACAGACUGUCAGUGCUCACUGCCCUGAAUUCUUCCAGAUGCUGACUGGGAAAAAAGGUUUUGUCUACCGAAACUGUACAAGCGAAGGUUGGUCAGACCCAUAUCCAAGACCUGAUAUCGCUUGUGGCUACAAUGUCAAUGACACAGCAAACGAGGCAAGACGUUCCUAUUUCAUGAUUCUGAAGACCAUGUACACCAUCGGGUACUGCACCUCCCUUGUGACGCUGAUGAUAGCCUUAGCGGUGCUGGCCUCUUUCAGAAGGCUUCGCUGUACAAGAAACUACAUCCACAUGCAUCUCUUCACAUCAUUCAUUUUGCGAGCCUCGUCCAACUUCAUCAAGGAUGCUGUUUUGUUUUCCUCUGAAGAUGCAAAUUACUGCAGGGCAUACACGGCUGGGUGUAAGCUCACCAUGGUCUUCUUUCAGUACUGCAUCAUGUCUAACUACAGCUGGCUCCUUGUGGAGGGACUGUACCUCCAUACUCUCCUGGUUAUUUCUUUCUUCUCGGAAACAAAGUUCCUCUGGCGGUUCAUCACCCUCGGAUGGGGUGCCCCAACCGUCUUUGUGGCCGCAUGGGCAACUGCGAGGCAACUCCAUGAAAAUAUUGGGUGUUGGGAUAUUAACACUAAUGCCAAUACCUGGUGGAUCAUUAGAGGCCCUGUAGUUUUGUCUAUUUUUAUAAAUUUCAUUCUUUUUGUCAACAUUUUAAGAAUCUUGAUGAGGAAGCUCAGCUCACCUGAAGGACGGAACAGUGAUUUCAACCAAUACAAGAGACUUGCAAAGUCAAUGCUCCUCCUCAUCCCACUCUUUGGGGUCCACUACAUCAUCUUUGCUUUUUUCCCAGAAGACACAGGCAGUGGCACAAUGGAAAUUCAGCUGUUUUUCGAAUUGGCUCUUGGAUCAUUCCAGGGCUUUGUCGUGGCUGUACUUUAUUGUUUUCUUAAUGGUGAGGUUCAGCUGGAAGUUCAGAGAAAAUGGAGGCAGUGGCAUUUAAGCAAACACUUGCGUCAGCAUCUCAGUGCCUCAGCAAGUAACGGAGGAAGCGGCUUAACUCAAGAGAUGCAGAUGGUGAGGUCAAGCCCACCAGAGCACAGGAGAGCAACCCUCCAAAGAUCAAGCGUGCUUUAACACUAUACACCUGGAGGAUACCUCCAUGCUCAGAUACACAUGGUUAAGUCCCAUGGACCGUGCUGGGAGUCUUGUGUAUGCAUCUGAAAGCGGGCUUUGGCUAUAGAUCAACAAUUCUUGAAGCACAUCUGUUCAUUUAUAUCCUGUGUAGCACCAGAGUUAUUUUGCAAGGCAAAAUGGGCCAAAGCUUUAUGCUUUUCCUUGGGCUUCUAGCCAUAGUCAUUUGUGUUUCUUUCCACACCAGUAUUUUUCAGCUGCUAUUUCUACCUUAAAUGUGACCUUUCAUUUUCCAUGUGGCUUUUCAACAUGUUCUAGGCUAAGCCAGGUUGGUGAGUGUUCUCUAUUUCUUCUGCUGUUGAAGCUGGCAGGACACUCAAUCUUGUACUAUGAAGGUUAUGCCACCCUCUAACACAGCCCAUGGGUUUGAAAUGCAAAAUUAAUGAAUCUCUAAAAUUUACCAACAUUCAAAGUCUUUCUGUUGGGGUCACAAAUGAUAGACACUGAGAACAUAACGCACAGCUGAGCUCCAGUUUCCCCUCUGACUGCAUAUCCAUUGCUUCAGUGACAGUGGCAGGUUCAGAUGGUUUUCUUCCUUUGCCUCUCCUAACAAUGGAGACCUUGGAAAUAACAGUGGUCCAAUUUUGAUCUUCAUAUCUUCUUGAAAUGGUAAAAAAGCUAUCAUAGCAUAUUCCAAGGGUGGCCAAGAAAACUUCAUUAAGAUAGCUUUUUCCUACUGUGUCUGUACCUCUAAGACUUGUCCAGCUAGUCUUUGAAGGGAAGCAAUGAAACCCUUGAGACAUUUAAAACUCAAUUGAACUGGACAGCACAAACUAUCUUGUGAAAAACACCACCACAGUGGCUGGCAAAAAUCUUAAAAGUCUAUGAUCACUCAGCAUGCUGAAAUCUGCAAGACUGUGCACUGUGAUACGCUGUCACAAGGUAUCUGAGCUUCUAUUACAGUUUUACAUUCUUAAGGAUAAAAUUGUUAAGCAAAUUUCCCUGGUUUUAGUGGGAAAGGGAUAAAAAUUCAUACGUCAAAUGCAAUCAAGACUUCUGAGUCUGCAUCUGCACUUCCCUAGUUGGGGCAAUUCUUGCCUGGUUUUCUUCAAGGGCAAAGAUGACUGAACAGAAAGCAAGUGUGCUUAUCACCCUUCCCCCUCCUCCCAAUCACCUACAUGACAUUGUCAAAUGCUGACCUAGAGGCAUUCCCCAACUGCUUGGCCCAAACUGCUCUAACCAGCUUUUAUUCACACCAAACCAUCAUGGUAGACUUCUGCCAUUUUGCCAGAAGGCAAACAUGCAGAGAAUUCUAAGGAUGCUUUCAAAGUUAAAUUACCUGUGCAGGAGCAGGUUUUUGAGUGCUAUUAGCAGUGUUUCAAACCCCAAGAUUCAGGAAAAUGUCUUUUUUUUCCUGCCGUUUCUGACAGACUGCACAGCCCGUAUCCUCCCCGCUGAAGCGGGCACUGCGGGCAGCCAGGCGAGGAAGGGCACCUCGGCAGGAGGGAGGGCUUGGUGUUUGCUCCAGCCUCCCCUGCCUGGUUCGCUUUGCCAGCUGAUGCAGGUCACCCAGCAGUGGGAGAGCUGGACCUCUUUUAACACCAGGAGGGGUGGAAAAAAAUAAUCAAAUAUAAAGCAGUGAGCUGGCAAGUGUUUCCAGGAAUUAAUUUUAAACUUAAGUUUUUGGAAAUGGCAAGGUUUUGAGUUGGAUUUGUCCUUUAAAACUUAGCCAAAGCAAGUGGAAGGAAGAGCAGAAGUGACUAAGGAAGAACAGAGAGACCCCCUCCAUGCAUGUUUGCGUGAAAGAUCUCAUUUCUCCCUGACUUACCCAAGCCAAGUAGAGCCUCCAACCUUCUCGGGGGUUCGCUCUGUCCCAGAGCAUUUAGCAAGUCAGAUACUUCUGAAAAGAUACCACCAUUAGCUUAGUUUUCUCUCUGGCCUACAAGUAAGGCCAAGAGGAGUGAAACAACUUGUAUGUUCCCUGUCUGAGCAUUAAACAUCUACCAGCCAAGCCAAAGCAGCUGUUUGUUUUAAAUGCAAGUGUCUUCUUCCGGCAUAAAUGAAGAAAUAGAGAUUCAAAGAUAUAAUAACAUGUAAUUAAUUAGACCUGAUGCAAUUACCGGCUCUCCCACAAGCCAGUGUAAAGAGCCCAGCCCUGCAGUAUGUAGUUAAGACCAGCACUGAUGGCACAAGUUCGGGUGGAGCUCAUGCUGAGUGUCAUACUUAUUUGUACAGGAGUCCUGGUGAGAGAGGCGAACCACAUGCCCUGAAAUAUAGCACUGCUGUUUGUUUGUGUUAAAAAAAAAAGUUCUAGUAUGUUAUUGUUUUACAUGGCCAUUUUGGUUUUAUUUGACUUGUCUGAAAUAACCAAAAAAAAGGAAGUAUUCUCAGAUUCUGUAUUACAUUUGAUUCAAGUAUCAAGCACUGGCCUGGUUUGUAUGAAAAGCUGAUUCCAUAAAAAGCCUUCUAUGUCAGCUGGCACUUGGAGUCUUUGGCUCUUUGGGAAAAGCAUGACCACUCGUGCAGGUGCCAGAAGCAGACAGCCCCAGGUGUUAUGAUGCUGUGACCUGGAGGUAGAAAGCUGCUGCCUAUCACCACCAUAGCGGGACAUACACCAUGCAGUGGAAGGAGCUCCAGGAACUCUGACAUGUUUGUAAGCAGAUGAAGAGGAACAGGGAAGUAAAUCUCAGCGAGCAGUUCAAGAAGCUAGAGAUGAACAGGUGCAAGGCAUGCAGACUCCAGCAUCGGUGGCCUGAAACUACUGACACAGACUGAAUGCAAACUCCAUAUUCAGAAUUCACCAGCUUCCCUUUUUCUAUACUUGCUCCUCAGUAUUCAGGGUAAAGCAGGAAUUUGUUAUCGGUGAAUAGGGCCAUCUUUCAGUCAAGUAGUUAUCAUUGUUUUGGGAUGAUGCUGUGACAGCCUCUGGCUAUUCACUCUAGGUCCCCUGAGAAGCCGGUUGUGGCUCUGCAAGCCAGCAGUGCAGGCGGCAGCAGCUCCAGCAGCUGGAACACCAGCAGUCUAAGGCCUUAGGGCUGAAUUUAAGAGGAAAUGAUUAAUGGAUUUUCUCUCCCAACACAGCAACGAGGAAGUUCCCAGCAAAACCAUCAGAAGCAAAAAGCAGUAUUGUUGUGCAGUGAAUAACUAAUUACAUUGUACAAUGCCUCACUGGGCAUCAGGGGAGCUCAAAUGAACUGUUUCAGAAGUGGGUGGUGCCAAUUCAGAGGCAUCGGAUCCAGGUGAAGGUGACAGGACCCAGGAAUCUAGCCAACACCCCCUGGGGCAGACCUGCCUUCCACCCAGAGGCCCUUCUGGUGUAUGCAAGCUGGCGGUGGAAAAUUUAGAAGAGCCACUACCUGCUUACCAUUGGUCUCAGAAGAGUGAAAGAGAAGGCAGGUGAGGACAGUCAUCUUCCUACAACCACCUUUCCCUGACUCACAAAAGCAAGCAAAGCUCAACCCCCAAACCAAUUGUCCCUCCAAGCACAGCUGAUGAAGGUACUGUAGACUUAAAAUCAAAAUACCAGUGAACAGCCCAGGAUAUCUCCCUAGUUAGCAUGCCCUGUACCGAUAUUUUGUUAUUCUUAUCUGCAAGCAAUGGUUUGUGCACAAGUUUCCAAUUAAAGUUAGUAACUAAGUCUAAACAGCUCAUUAACAAAAGGUGAUGUUCAUUACCCUGCUUUUAAGAGAUACUGUUAAACCAUCUGAGACAGACCAAUGACCUCCCCCAUCAGAAA